AUGGAGGUUUUUCUAGCCUUGGCAGGACUAGUUGUAUUAGCUUUUCUCUGUAAAAUUACCACUUCUCGACGCCCAGUUAACCGGAAGCUACCACCGGGUCCAAAACCAUGGCCCAUCAUUGGCAAUUUGAACCUACUUGGUCCUAUCCCACAUCAAUCUUUUGACUUGCUUUCCAAAAAAUAUGGAGAGCUGAUGCUACUGAAAUUUGGCUCCAGGCCAGUUCUUGUGGCAUCAUCUGCUGAAAUGGCAAAACAGUUUCUAAAAAUACAUGAUGCAAAUUUCGCCUCCCGUCCUCUGUUAGCUGGUGGAAAGUAUACAAGCUAUAACUAUUGUGACAUGACAUGGGCACCGUAUGGUCCCUAUUGGCGCCAAGCAAGACGAAUUUACCUGAACGAGAUAUUUACGCCAAAAAGGCUAGACUCGUUCGAGUACAUCCGUGUUGAAGAAAGGCAGACCUUUAUUUCCCAGCUAAAUUCUCUUGCUGGGAAGCCAUUUUUUCUGAAAGACCAUUUGUCACGAUUUAGCCUCUGUAGCAUGACAAGGAUGGUUUUGAGCAACAAGUACUUUGGUGAAUCAACAGUUAGGGUGGAAGAUUUGCAGCACCUAGUAGACCAAUGGUUUUUACUUAAUGGUGCUUUUAACAUUGGAGACUGGAUUCCAUGGCUCAGUUUGUUGGACCUGCAGGGGUAUGUGAAACAAAUGAAGGCUUUGAAAAGAAGUUUUGAUAAGUUCCACAACAUUGUGCUAGAUGACCACAGGGCUAAGAAGAAUGCAGAGAAGGACAUGGUGGAUGUCUUGUUGCAGAUGGCUCAAGACCCUACUUUGGAAGUCAAACUCACAGAUGAUUGUGUCAAAGGAUUAAUGCAGGAUCUACUAACCGGAGGAACAGAUAGCUUGACAGCAGCAGUGCAAUGGGCAUUUCAAGAACUUCUUAGACAGCCAAGGGUUAUUGACAAGGCAAUCCAAGAGCUUGACCAGGUUGUCGGAAAGGAGAGAUGGGUAGAAGAGAGAGAUUGUUCACAGCUAUUGUACAUUGAAGCAAUUAUCAAGGAAACACUAAGGUUACAUCCUCUUGGAACUAUGCUAGCACCACAUUGUGCUAUUGAAGAUUGUAAUGUGGCUGGUUAUGACAUAGAGAAAGGAACGACCGUUCUGGUGAAUGUUUGGACCAUUGGAAGGGACCCCAAGUACUGGGAUAGAGCAGAAGAGUUUCUCCCAGAGAGGUUCCUAGAAAAGGGCAUUGACAUGGAUGGACAUAACUUUUCCUUCUUGCCAUUUGGCUCGGGGAGAAGGAGGUGCCCUGGCUAUAGUUUGGGACUUAAGGUUAUCCGAGCAACUUUAGCCAACAUGUUGCAUGGAUUCAUCUGGAAAUUACCUCAAGGUAUGAAUACAGAAAGCAUAAGUGUGGAAGAACAUUAUGGGCUCACAACACAUCCAAAGUUUCCUGUUCCUGUGAUCUUGGAAUCUAGACUCUCUUCACAUCUCUAUUCCCCUAAGUGAAGGAACUUUUGGAUUACU
Solanum verrucosum is the source of this 1518-nucleotide messenger RNA. Its product is annotated as trimethyltridecatetraene synthase-like. The transcript is spliced from 2 exons. The coding region runs from base 1 to 1500 and encodes 499 amino acids. Lineage: Eukaryota; Viridiplantae; Streptophyta; Magnoliopsida; Solanales; Solanaceae. Gene Ontology annotation, molecular function: heme binding; monooxygenase activity; iron ion binding. The record is from RefSeq and is a predicted model, not a curated record.